Messenger RNA from Rotaria sp. Silwood2, 423 nucleotides. NCBI's taxonomy places the organism in Eukaryota, Metazoa, Rotifera, Eurotatoria, Philodinida, Philodinidae. The record is from the annotation of a GenBank genome assembly.
AUGAUAUUUAAUGAAAAUGAAUGUUCAAGUAAAAUUGUAGCUCCACCAUUAUUCUCUGUUCGAGAUAGAUUAUUUACAAAUAAUAAACAAUUUCAAUUAAAUAAAUCUUCGGAAUAUUCUACAUUUAUAUAUUCUAACAAUCAAUCAUAUAAACAAAAUCAAAGUUCAAUUCAUAUUAUUAUAAUUAUAACAAUAUCAUUAUUGAUUAUAUUGGUUGUAUUACUCAUAUCGAUAUUGAUUUACAUAAAUGCAUCUGGUAAACGAUGUUCAAACAUUGAUUUAACAACAACAAAAACAAGACAAACAUCUUCAUCAAAUAAUCUUGAGAUCAAUAAUAGAGAAUAUUGUGAACAUGGAUCAAAUGAAAAAGCAUAUAAAAUCUCUCGAUUGCCAUCACCACACAAAGAAUCAAUUUACAAAUAA